AUGCCCACCCAACAACGGCGCCCACCAUCUUCGGCAUCAUCAUCGUCUCGGGCAACCCGCAGUCGGGAUAUCGAACAAGUAGACGAGGAAAUAGUAUUCGAUAGGAUCCACCCGAGCUUCAUGAUUCCCGAUCUUUUCACACAGCCCCCGCCCGAUGAGACCGUCGAGGCGUGUCUUCCGUUCCUGACCGGGGAGGAUGGGGAAAACGAGUGCAACGAGCACGGGGUGCCCGGUAUCGACCGGGCGAGGCAUGUUCGGUUCUUGCAUCAGUGCUUGGGGAAGCUUCCCGCCCGCUUCGUGGCCGCCGACGCCAGCAGGCCGUGGUUCCUGUACUGGUGUCUGUCGGCGCUCACCAUGCUCGGGGAGGACGUGACGUCUUACCGGGAUUCCAUCAUUCAGACUGCGCGCUCGAUGCAGAACGACACGGGAGGAUUCGGUGGCGGCGGCAGGCAGCUCUCUCACAUAGCGACCACCUAUGCCGUCGUUCUGUCACUUGCCUUGGUCGGAGGCGAGGAAGCAUAUGAAGUCGUCGAUCGGAAGGCGAUGUGGAGGUGGCUCGGGAGUUUGAAGCAGCCGGAUGGCGGAUUUCAGGUUUUUGUCGGGGGCGAGCAGGACAUCAGGGGGGCAUACUGCGCAGCGGUCAUCAUCUCACUGCUGCGUCUCCCGCUGGAUCUCGCACCCGAGUCGCCGGCAUAUACAGGAGACAGCAGUGCCAACCUCCUCACCGGUGUCGCUCAGUAUGUACGACGAUGCCAAACAUUUGAAGGCGGCAUAUCAGGCCAGCCAAAUGCCGAAGCCCACGGGGCAUACGCUUUCUGCGCGCUAGCUUGCCUCGCACUCCUCGACCACCCAGGCCGCAGCAUCCCUAGCUAUCUCGACGUUCCACGGUUGAUCGCCUGGCUGUCAUCACGGCAGUAUGCACCCGAGGGGGGCUUCUCCGGGCGCACCAACAAGCUGGUCGACGGCUGCUACAGUCACUGGGUCGGCGGAUGCUUUCCACUCAUCGAAGCAUGCCUCAACAGCAACCCCAGCCGCAGCAGCAGCGGUGGAGCCGUGGCCGCAGACGACCCGACCGCCACCGCCACCGCAACCACUCCCACCAUCACCAAGACUAGUCUGCCGCCAGCAGACGAGAGCCUAUUCAGCCGAGAAGGCCUGAUACGGUACAUCCUCUGCUGCUGCCAAGACCAGACCAAACGGGGCGGCCUGCGCGACAAACCCGGAAAGAUGUCAGACGCCUACCACUCCUGCUACGUCCUGUCCGGCCUCAGCUCGGCCCAGCACCAGUGGGAGCUGGACGAGCUCGAGCCUGACGCGCAGCCCGACGCCGCCGCCGCCGCCGCCGCCGAGCCCAACGAUGCAGCAGCAUCGGCGGGACCAAACAAGCAAGCGGACCUGGAAGCGGUGUGGGCCGUCCUGCCCUACCUCGACGGCCUGCAGGUCUUCGACAACAAGGACCGCGUGCGCCCGAUCCACCCCGUCUACGCCAUCCCGCAGCCGACCGUGAGGGCCAUUCAGGCGUAUUUCGCGGAGAGGCCGGGGUUCUGA
This is a messenger RNA of Chaetomium fimeti, 1548 nucleotides long. RefSeq names its product terpenoid cyclases/protein prenyltransferase alpha-alpha toroid. Gene Ontology annotation, biological process: protein farnesylation. The transcript is spliced from 7 exons. Gene Ontology annotation, cellular component: protein farnesyltransferase complex. The record is from RefSeq and is a predicted model, not a curated record. Gene Ontology annotation, molecular function: protein farnesyltransferase activity. Lineage: Eukaryota; Fungi; Ascomycota; Sordariomycetes; Sordariales; Chaetomiaceae. The coding region runs from base 1 to 1548 and encodes 515 amino acids.